AUGCGUUUCAGUGUUCUUGUCAUCGUCGCUCCCUUCGUGGCGACCACCAUCGCCAUCCCCAUCACUACUGCCGCCGCUGACAACGGCAACGACCAUGGACACAACGUCACCUUGAGCAAUGACGGCGCCCCAACAGUCGUCUUGGACCAUGUCGUCCUUCAGCCUGACAUUCCAGUCGAGAUUCUCACGGAGGAGUUCGUCAAGGACUCUACUGCGGUCAUGGUCCCAGUCGAGAAACGCGGGGUCAAAGGAAUAGCUCUCUUUUUUCGUGCGAUUUUCUGUUUUUUCGGUUUGAGUUUCGGUGAGAAAUGUGAGACCAAGAAAACAGCACAGCAUGUGUAG
Messenger RNA from Exophiala spinifera, 342 nucleotides. RefSeq lists its product as uncharacterized. Bases 1 to 342 code for a protein of 113 amino acids. The record is from RefSeq and is a predicted model, not a curated record. The transcript has a single exon. NCBI's taxonomy places the organism in Eukaryota, Fungi, Ascomycota, Eurotiomycetes, Chaetothyriales, Herpotrichiellaceae.